CCCAGGCUAUAUCCGAACGCAUGCACCAACGUGAUUACCCGACCACCCGGAGCCGCACGGCCGGCUGCCAGUCACAGUGACUCCCGAGAACCCCGCACGGCCGGCUACCAGUCACAGUGACUCCUGACAACCAGUACCUACUUAUUCUCUCACCAGCACCACACGUCGUCUCUGAUAAUAUAUUACAAAGUUAACCCUCGUGUCAACAACAACUUCGUGUCACUAAGCAUAGCCCUACUGUUGCAAUAUGGAACGUUGGAUUGGUCGCGUUGCCUUGGUGACGGGAGCGAGCACAGGUAUUGGGGCAGGCAUCAGCAGGAGGCUUGUGGAGGCCGGCAUGAAAGUUGUCGGAGCUGCACGAAAUGAGGAGAGGCUUCAGGCCCUUAAGAGAGAGCUGGCCAACAAACCCGGGUCCUUCACCCCAGUGAAAUGUGAUAUCUCCAAAGAUGAUGAUAUUCUCAGUCUGUUUGCCACCAUUAAGAAAGAAUUUGGAGGUGUUGAUGUGUGCAUCAACAAUGCUGGCAUGUCUCAUGGCCAUUCUCUUUUGGAGGGAACAACAGAGGAGUGGCGGGAGAUGCUGGAUAUUAAUGUGGUGGGCUUGUGUCUGUGUACACGUGAAGCUGUGGCAUCCAUGCGUGCACGCAACGUUGACGAUGGCCAAAUCAUUCAUAUCAGCAGUAUGUCGGGUCAUCGUGUGACGCCACUUCCAGCAGGUCAUUUCUACACUGCCACCAAGUUUGCUGUGACAGCCCUUCUUGAAGGGUUGAGGCAGGAACUCAGAGGUGCAAAGUCACACAUUCGAAUUGCGGGCAUAAGCCCUGGUUUUGUGGAAACUGAAUUUGCUUCAAGAAUGUUUAAGGACAAGGAAGAAGCAAAGAAAGCGUUCUCGAACUUACAGGGCCUGCAAGCAGAUGAUAUUGCUUCCUCAGUAAUUCAUGUGUUGUCUGCUCCACAACAUGUCCAGAUUCAUGACAUCCUCAUCAGGCCAACAGAGCAGGUUUCCUAAGUCGUGUGAGAAAAAUUGUGAGCAUAACAUCUACUGUAUUUGUCCCAAGACUCAAGAUGACUUUUUGGGAACCAGUCAAGAAGGAAAACUGCCAAAUUUGCAAAUUAAGAUUCUUACUGUACCAGAUUCAUGAACUUUUAUACACCACUUUGUGAUCUUAAACUUGUCUGCAUUGAUACCUAUAUAUUAUUGUGUAUGGCUUAACGCUCAUCUUGUAUAAGAGGUGGACAAAUCUGUUGGUGGAAUAUUUAAAGUUUUCUUUAUUCCGAAUUAAAAUAAACAUAGACUGUUAAGAUAAUAAAAGUAAUUUGAAGCUUAUUAAAUUGUCAGAUAUAAUUUGAUUGAAUUAGUAUUGAAUUUAUGAACCCAUAAAAGUGGUCUUUGCACAAUAAUCAAUUUCUUUAUGAACGUGUCGAGUUAAAAUUAUGUGCAUACAAUUUUUUUAUAUAGCUAUUAUGUCAUAGCUGCAAGGUGCAUACCACUUCCGUAUUACAUUAAUAAACCGUUCAUUUAAGAUGCUUUAAAUAUUUUCAUUUAACAUUAGCAGGUUACGUAAAAGGAAUUUUAUUUUCCAGAACAAAACCCGAAUUAAAAUAAAAAUUGAUCUUAAUGCUAUUACGGGAUUAACUCGAAUAUAAUACAUUGCCCAACGACUGUAAAAAUAACAAAAUAUCUCAUUGUUAUACACUUGCAUGUAUUUUUCUCAAGAUUUGUGAUGCAGAUCAUUCCUAAUUUAGAAAUUUGAGAACUACAUGUAAUCAACUUAAAUGAUUUAGAAGAGACUUCUCCAAAAUGAGA
Molecule: messenger RNA, 1804 nt
Organism: Procambarus clarkii (red swamp crayfish)
Lineage: Eukaryota; Metazoa; Arthropoda; Malacostraca; Decapoda; Cambaridae
Product: dehydrogenase/reductase SDR family member 11
Molecular function (GO): oxidoreductase activity
Source: RefSeq, a predicted model, not a curated record